Dalotia coriaria is the source of this 3930-nucleotide messenger RNA. RefSeq names its product Bprotein-2 complex member HPS3. Gene Ontology annotation, biological process: organelle organization. The transcript has 7 exons. Gene Ontology annotation, cellular component: cytoplasm. The coding region runs from base 246 to 3734 and encodes 1162 amino acids. NCBI's taxonomy places the organism in Eukaryota, Metazoa, Arthropoda, Insecta, Coleoptera, Staphylinidae. The record is from RefSeq and is a predicted model, not a curated record.
UUUCGUGAAGAAUCACAUUGAAACAUGAAAAUCUUUGGUUAUACUACCACUAAUUCCUCAAAAUCACCACUAGAUGGCGUGGUGAUUGAAAAUAACAAUUUAUGACAAUUACAGUGAUUAUUUAAUAAAAACAAUCGUAUAUUCCAAGCUAUAAAAUGUUUAAUUAGUGUGCAGACACUCCCCAAAGACCCGCGUUGAAACACGCAUAAAAUCAUUUCCUGGGCAGUUACAAGAAGAAAACCAAGAUGGUUCGAGUAAUAUCAGUGCACCACUUUACAAACCAGCAAGUUUUGACUGUGGAACAACCGACAGCGUCUACAGUCGCACCGCCAAACCGACUUCUGCUUGCUUUAUCAAACCACAGCGUCGAGGUGCGUGAUUUGCACCUGGACGGAGAGGUUUUAUUCAGUUUUCCAACUGUUGAUGAAGUUGCACAGAUAUGCCACUGCAUAAAUGGUGAUUAUGUAGCAACUCUAGAGUCGAAAUUCAACCGCCAGAACCGCGAGUUAAACUUCUGUCGUGUUUACAUCAAUUGGGACUCAGUUGCAGCUCUGCAACAGUCAAAAAUGAACCACAGUGGAGCUAGUUUAGGUGCCACUGAAUGUGGCAUGGUGCAACCGAUGCGUGCGAGGAUUGCAGGACGUGUUACACCCACGACUAAUCAAAGUGAGCUUGGGAGUUUAGAAAUGAUUGAGAUUCCAGUCAAGCGGAAUCCGCAUUUGAUAAAUGUUUGUCAGAUAUCGGGGAAUAUUCUAAUUGCUUCAGAGAAGAUUUUGACGAUUUAUACGUUUACUAUGAAGACGCAUGACAUUUCAAAGUUGAAGUUUAUAGAUUUUGAAGAGACGCCAAUGUUUAUCGAGGUGUCAUUCAAGCCCAUACAAGUGGAAAUCGCUGAAAACUAUCUUGCUUGUAUGAGUUCAGAUGCUAUGCAUCUAAUGCGCGUUGUUUCUACUAGUGGGAAGUGUGAUAUCGUCCAGGAGAACGAUUUGAAUGAGAGUUUUAAGUUUUCAGAAGAUGAAACAAUAGAUUACAAAAAACUACUUGAAAUGGAAACCUCCACAUCUUCCUCAGCGCCAUCUUCAUGCAUAACAAUCAAUCUACCAACGAUCGUUCGUGAAAACAGCGCUGUGCACCGCCACAGUCCAUUCACAUACUCCGAUAAAGAACUAUCAGCUUAUUUAAAGACAUCUCCAACAUCCACACCAACCGAAUCAUCAUCAUCAUCUACAUCAUCAGGAAUAGAUAAUUAUCAAAUUGAACACCUAAUCCAACUCAAACUAAAACCAAUCGUGAUCGAUACAACACAGAAAAUCGUCAAUGAAGAGUUCAAAACAAUGGUGCUCAAACCAUUAUACAUCGACGAAGCAGUGAAUCGCAAUCGCGUGAAUAACAAACAACACACAACCAAAUUCGCGGGGAGUUUAUACCGGAAUAAUCUGCAUAGUGUUGCUUGUUUGAUAGCUACACAACAAGAGGGAUUCAUGUAUCAGUUUAUUGAUGCUGGAGGCCAUCAAGUUGUGGAUAACUGUAUAACGGUUUAUCCAUUCACAGCGCCUGUGUUUAAAGUCGUGCUGGAGGAUCAUUUCCUGCAUGCGUUGACUGAGACUGGGUUGGAGAGCUAUACACUGAGGUUAACGCAUAGGUUAUGUCAGAGUUUACAGAAUGACAAUACAUGUCCGCCUGUUCAUGAAUCAGUCUGCCUGGUUGGUCUACGCCCAUUCAUCGGCAUAGAACAACUUUUACUAAGCAAUAACCAUCUAGUUCUCUUAGCAAACGCAGAAACUUCACCAACGCAUUCAUGCAACUCCAGCAACAGUUCAUCAUCCACAUCAACAUGGACUCUAUACUCUCUAGAACUACCCGCGCCGAAAACAAUCUUCAAUGACAUCGCAAUAGUUGCAAGUUCACAUCGCUUAACCUCCGCAGCGACUUACUGCCAUCUCAUGUCCGAAGCACACAUGAUUCUACGCGCUACACUUGUAUUAUACAAAUGGACCGUGGAUGAAUCAAGCACAAAACGUGUAAAACCACUGCGUAACGAUGCAAGUAUCAUAGAUUCAAUCGAAGUGUACAAACAAAGUUGUGCGCUACUCGCUGAUCAUUACAUCAUGUCACGUGACGAGAAAGAUUUCAAAAUGGCGCCGGCGUAUUACAAAUUCGCUGGGCUACAAGUCUACGAUGUGAUUAAGAGGGUAAAACGCUUGCAGGAACAAGCGAAUGUGAAAAACAUGCAAGGCAUGAUUUAUUAUCUGAAAGCCGUGUUGAUUCCGGCUGCAAAUCAGCCGAAUUUGAGCGUUUUCAACACCGACGGGCAUGGAAACAGAGCGAAGUUAUCCGAAGCUGUGUUGUGUUUAUUCGAACAACAUGAUUACGAUGAGCUACCGAUGUUGAUACUCAAAGUUCCUCUGUUGAGAGAGUAUGGAACUGAUAAUUUGAUCGCUAUUUUGUCGAAUCACACGCUACCUGUGAGCGACGAACGAAAACUCGCGUUGGUUGUGUUGCAUAUCUUGAAAGGCAGCGGGAAUGACGCGAAGAGAUAUCUCGACGAUAUCGAAACAAAUGAAUUGAGUAGAUUGUUACUAACAAAUUGGGAGUUGAUGUUUGAACAGUUAGGCGUUAAAGGCAACCCUUCUUUCUCGGAAUUUGCUACGUUGUUAACCACACAGCGUAGUGAGUUAAUAUCCGCGACUUUUGCGUGUUUAAUCGAAAAGAAAACGAUUUCCCUUGGGAAAUUACUAAAAAUUUUCUUGGAUCACAUGCCGAGUAGUUCGGACGCAUCGCAUUACGGUCAAGUUUUACAAAAUCUACUCGAACAUCAUUUUCGGUAUUAUUUCUCGAAGCAUGAUGCCACGCAGGUUGUCUACGAUCGCAGCACGCAUGAAGCAAUGAAAUUAUUAGUGCGUUCGUAUUUAAGUCAACUACAAUAUUUAAGUUUGCAUAAUUUACCAGCGAAUAGUAAUAAUCAACGUGAUGAUUCCACAAAAGAUAAAACUAAAGAUGAUUUGCAUUUGUUUUCGAAUAAGCGGCAUGAGUAUCUCAACAAAAUGGCGCCGUUUGCUGUUGUGGUGACACCUGACGGUGAAAAACAUAAAAAUGGAAAGAAUGACAAGGCUGAUAGCUUACUGAAGAAGUUACAGGCGUUAUUGUGUAGUCGCACUGUACCUAAUCAAGUCCUGAUGGAGAUUAACACGUUUCUGGGCUUGAAUGAGAAACUACGUGGGAGGUUAAGUCUGCAGAUUUGUAUUAUGAGUGUUAAUGACGCCAUCUUGAUUCUGGCGAAUGAAUGCCCGCAGUGUUUACUGCAAUAUGCUAGGGAUGUGUUUUGUAAGCCGGAUGAGUGGAAAAUGCUUAUCGCUACGAUACAGCAUAAAGUUUUGAGUGUUUCGCAUGUGGAUGCGCAGAAUCGCGCUUGUGUUUAUUAUAAAAAGCUUCUAAAAGAUAUUUUAACGCAUGUGGCUAUGACAAUGAAUCUAGAGAGUUUGAUCAAUGUUUUCCCUCAACAUAUGGAUUAUUCAACAAGUUAUAUACUUGAAAGUGACGAUGGUAUACCAAAAGCAUCUUCUGGUCUUGAAAUGGGUGAUAAUGAUGUGGAAGGGGAGAAUGUGGAUAUACUGAAUGAGAUUCAGAAUUAUGAUCCGUAUAUCACGUUGUGUAAGGAGACUAUGCAUGCCAAUCAGAUUAAGAAGCUGAUUACGGCCACCGGGCAGCAGUUGCUGUGCACGCUGAAUUUGUAAUUGUAAUUGUAAUAGGCACAUAUGUGGAAACUACUGACUCUGAUUGUGAUAUUCGUUUCUUUUUAUAUUUAUAGAAAUUUUAACGCUUGUGCAAAUAUAAUACUAUACUUAGGUUAAGUACGAUACAAAUAAGAGGAGCGCUUUUUAUUGAUGUAAUGAUUAUGAUAAAUAUGAUUAAAGAAAUAAAGAGAAUGAA